UAAAAAUGUAUAAGUUAUUGUGUCCUCACACAGGCCUAAUUGCGCCUCCUGUGCGACCCCCGCGAUGCGCAUGACGCGUUGCGCACGGCUGAGAGACGAAGGCGGCGGAAGAAGGGGGUGGAUUUGUUUUCGCUCACGUUCAGCCUAUAGGAUCGCGCAGAAAGGCUCGUGUGCUCUGUCAUUGGUCAGACUGCGUGCCGAUCACGGCACAGCGUCAUGCGUCAUCAGUGCGGCUGCGUUAAAGGGGCGAGUAAUCUGUCAUUGGAGAAUUACAUAGUCUCAGGUUUGGGACGAGAUGUCCCUCUGACGCGCAGGUGCGCCCGCGGUUUAACCCGUUAUAAACAAACCCAGGGGCAGGCCUUGAGAAAAAGAACCCUGUCGCUGUACAUCUGCACUCUGCCUCAGUCUGGAAACAGGAUUAAUCUUUGGGAAUUAAAGGUCUGCGGUGUUGUUUUGAGGCUGGAAUAACGGUAAGGGUUUUUUUUUUUUUCUUGGAUGUGGGAUUAUCUGUCGAUCUGUGUGCGCUCGGGCAUCCUUUCCCAACCGACCCGAUAAUGAUAUCUGUUUAAAUUCUAACCUAUUUUCAUGUGCUCAGCAAUUAAACCGUGCUUGUCAUUGGAAAGUAUCGCGUAAUGCAUCCGUUUCCUGAUCCUGAUUUCCCUUCAAUGCCCUUGAAAAAGGACCAGUGUGAACCGACUGCGCAGUUACAUCCUUCUGCGUCUUUCUGCUCCUCAGCGGAAUCGACGCUCAUUGGCCUCUUGAUGCGCAAAGGUCAGCAUCAGCAUCCUCGCUAGCUCAUCCCUGCAUCCCCAAAUCUCUCUCUCUCUCUCUCUCUCUCUCUCUCUCUCUCUCUCCCGCGGGUGCCAUGGGGAACCGAGGCAUGGAGGAGCUGAUCCCGUUGGUGAACCGUUUGCAGGACGCCUUCAGCAGCAUCGGGCAGAGCUGUAACCUCGACCUGCCGCAGAUCGCCGUGGUGGGCGGCCAGAGCGCAGGAAAGAGCUCCGUGCUGGAGAACUUCGUGGGAAAGGAUUUUCUUCCCAGAGGCUCUGGCAUCGUCACCCGCAGGCCACUGGUGCUGCAGCUCAUCACCUCUGUCACAGAAUGGGCCGAGUUUCUUCACUGCAAAGGGAAGAAGUUCACCGAUUUUGAUGAGGUGCGUCAGGAGAUCGAGGCUGAAACCGACCGCGUCACUGGAGCCAAUAAGGGCAUCUCACCAAUUCCUAUCAACUUGAGGGUGUUUUCUCCACAUGUGUUGAAUCUGACUCUGAUCGAUCUGCCGGGGAUCACCAAGGUGCCCGUGGGAGACCAGCCAGCAGACAUCGAGCAGCAGAUCCGCGACAUGAUCAUGCAGUUCAUCAGCCGAGAGAGCUGCCUCAUCCUCGCCGUCACACCCGCCAACACCGACCUGGCCAACUCCGACGCCCUCAAACUGGCUAAAGACGUGGAUCCUCAGGGUCUGAGGACGAUUGGCGUGAUCACUAAACUGGACCUGAUGGAUGAGGGCACUGAUGCUCGAGAUGUUUUGGAGAACAAGCUGCUUCCUCUGCGGAGGGGUUAUAUCGGGGUGGUGAACCGCAGUCAGAAGGAUAUUGAAGGAAGGAAGGACAUUAAAGCGGCUCUGGCUGCAGAGAGGAAGUUCUUCCUGUCUCAUCCUGCAUACAGACACCUGGCUGACAGCAUGGGUACACCUCAUCUGCAGAAAGCCCUCAAUCAGCAACUGACCAAUCACAUUCGGGACACGCUGCCUGCUUUUCGGAGUAAACUACAAUCUCAGCUUCUCUCUCUGGACAAGGAGGCCGAGGAAUAUCGUCAUUUCAGACCCGAUGAUCCGUCACGCAAGACUAAAGCCCUGCUGCAAAUGGUGCAGCAGUUUGCGGUGGACUUUGAGAAGCGGAUUGAGGGAUCGGGUGAUCAGGUGGACACUGUCGAGCUGUCAGGAGGAGCCAAGAUCAACCGCAUCUUCCACGAACGCUUCCCUUUUGAACUGGUCAAGAUGGAGAGCGAUGACAAGGAGAUGCGCCGGGAGAUCAGCUACGCCAUCAAAAACAUUCAUGGCAUCAGGACGGGCCUGUUCACUCCAGACAUGGCGUUUGAGGCGAUAGUGAAGAAACAGGUCGUGAAGCUGAAGGAACCCUGCAUUAAAUGUAUUGACCUGGUCAUUCAGGAGCUCAUCAACACAGUGCGUCAGUGUGCUAAUAAGCUGGGUACGUUCCCCAUGCUGAGGGAGGAGACCGAGCGAAUCGUUACUUCACACAUUCGUGAGCGUGAGAGCCGGGCCAAGGAGCAGAUUCUGUUGCUCAUCGACGUACAGCUCGCAUACAUCAACACCAACCAUGAGGAUUUCAUUGGAUUUGCCAAUGCACAGCAGCGGAGCAGCCAAGCAAACAAGACGAGUUCUGCCGGAAACCAGGUCAUUCGCAAAGGAUGGUUGACCAUCAACAACAUCAGCAUCAUGAAAGGAGGAGCUAAGGAGUACUGGUUCGUGCUGACGGCUGAGAGCUUGUCCUGGUUCAAGGACGACGAGGAGAAAGAGAAGAAGUACAUGCUGCCCCUGGACAACCUGAAGGUCAGGGACGUGGAAAAAAGCUUUAUGUCCAGCAAGCACAUGUUCGCCAUCUUCAAUACAGAGCAACGGAACGUCUUCAAGGACAACCGCUUCCUAGAGCUGGCAUGCAACACGCAGGAAGAGGUGGAAAGCUGGAGAGCAUCCCUGCUCCGCGCUGGGGUUUACCCCGAGAAAUCUUCGGUGGAGAGUGACAGCUCUAGUGCUGCAGAUAACUUCUCCAUGGAUCCUCAGCUGGAGAGAAAGGUGGAGACCAUCCGGAACCUGGUGGACUCCUACAUGGCCAUCGUCAACAAGUGCAUCCGGGACCUCAUGCCCAAGACCAUCAUGCAUCUUAUGAUCAAUAAUGUGAAGGACUUCAUCAAUGCAGAGCUGCUGGCUCAGCUGUACUCGGCUGGGGACCAGAACGCACUGAUGGACGAGUCUCAGGAGCAGGUGCAGCGCAGGGAGGAGGUGUUGCGGACCCACCACGCACUGAAGGAGGCGCUAGCCAUCAUUGGAGACAUCUCCACCACUACCAUCACCACCCCUCUGCCUCCUCCUGUGGAUAGCUCCUGGCUUCAGGCUGGUGCUGGCGGCUCCCGCAGGUCUCCCCCACCAAGCCCCACUGCCCCACGCAGAAUGUCCGCAGGUCAGAGGCCAGCAGGCCGGGGUGCUCCUCCUCCUCCAACACGCCCAGGGCCUCUUGGGCCCUUUAACAACAGUGGUGAUAGUCCACAGGUGCCCAACCGCCCAAACCGUGCUCCUCCCAGCAUUCCCAGCCGCCGACCCCCACCUUCCCCUACCAGACAGGUCCCGUAAGCUGUCCAGAGGGAUCCCCUCAUCCUGGACCAAGCACUCACACACGCCUCAGCUCUUACGUCUCAUAACCCUCUGAUCUCUGAGCUUCAGCUUCCUGCAUGUCCCAGUCUUUAACUUCACUGCUCCCAAGUCAUUACUAGGCCCGCCUUGUGUGUGCACAUUCCCCUGCAGUGCUAGUGUCCAUAUUAGCCACGCUUGUUCUGUGCCGUGUCUCUGUGCCUGCGAUCUGGAUUGGCCAAGCAGGACUCGGAGCGAGUCCUACCCACAAUGAUACACACAUGAUUUUUGGCUUCACUCUUCUCUAGUCUGUGAAAUCCAUAGUGACCGUUCUGCGCUCCCUGAUCUCUGAUCAGAGCAGCGAGGCUCCUCGUAGUGCAUGUUUUGUUUCCGAGAGUAUAUUUUUAUGCGUGUGUGCCCGCUCAGGUGUGUGCAGGUCUUGCUACCUUGCUAUGUGAAUAAUAUUUUUAGCGAGAGUCUGUGUGUAUGUGUGCUUACAUCACAGUCUCCCCCGAACGGAAAGUCAACGUGUAAGAUAGUGCGUGUGUCUGAGUUGGAGUUAAGACCAGUCUUGUGAACACACUGUCCACGAGCAUAACGUCUGAAGACGAAUGUUUU
This is a messenger RNA of Ictalurus furcatus (blue catfish), 3979 nucleotides long. It is a transcript of the gene dnm3b, whose product is annotated as dynamin 3b. NCBI's taxonomy places the organism in Eukaryota, Metazoa, Chordata, Actinopteri, Siluriformes, Ictaluridae. The coding region runs from base 866 to 3364 and encodes 832 amino acids. The transcript is spliced from 20 exons. Gene Ontology annotation, molecular function: GTP binding; GTPase activity; microtubule binding. The record is from RefSeq and is a predicted model, not a curated record. Gene Ontology annotation, cellular component: microtubule; membrane; cytoplasm.